UCAUAUUACUUGUCUAAACGCAUUUAAUUUUCAAAACAGGGUCAUGCGCCAUAUAAAUGACACCUCAUCAGCUUAGUGUUUGGUGCUAUUGGAGUACUUGAAGAGAAGAAAAGAGAAGAGAAGCUGAAAGGAAGAUGGUGAGGGCUCCUUUCUAUGACAAAAAUGGAAUGAAGAAAGGUGCAUGGAGUCCGGAAGAAGAUCAUAAACUACGUUCUUAUAUAGAAAAAUUUGGUCAUUGGAACUGGCGUGAACUACCCAAGUAUGCUGGUCUUGAAAGGUGCGGAAAGAGUUGCAGAUUAAGGUGGAUGAAUUACCUGCGGCCUGAUGUAAAGCAUGGAAACUACACCGAAGAAGAAGAUGCUUUGAUCAUGAAAUUACACCAAGAAUACGGAAAUAGAUGGUCGAUGAUCGCUGCACGUUUGCCAGGAAGAACAGAUAAUGAAAUAAAAAACCAUUGGCACGCUCGUCUGAAGACUCGUGCGAAGCGAAAUCAAACAUCAUCUACAGAUUCUCAAAGUGAGUCCGCCCACAGUUGGGAAGGUGAAGGUGAAAGCAUGGUUAUUGAUACUCCCCCCAACAUGAUAUUAGAGAGUUCACGCUUGUCUCCAACAAUAUCAUCCUCUACUGAAUUCUCCUCCUUCAGCCCUCCCCCAAUUGACAGUGGAUAUACAUCCAACUUAAAUCUCAGUGGCGUUGCUGUAGAACCUCCUCCUUAUUCUUCUACAGAAAUAUAUGAAGAUCAAAGAGGCGGAGGAGAUUUCUGGAGUGAACCCUUUGUAGCAGACAACGUCUACAAUCAAGAUGGUUAUCCAUCAUCAUCCUUGGGUAGGGGUGGGUUUGAUAUGCCCUUGCCUUACGAUCACUUUUAUGAUGAUGAUUCCCCGGAUUUGCUUUUAUAUCAAAUGAUGCAAGGAUGGGUAUAAUUUUUAGGCUUAGACUUUGUUUUAUGGUAUGCCACCAUCAACUGCAUUGUAAGUUAAAUGAAUAACUAAAUUAUGCUAGCAAUUAAUGUUAACACCCAUGCUUCUUCCAUGUAAUAAUCAUAAAAUGAACUGAGAUAGUGGAUUCAUCA
Gossypium raimondii (Peruvian cotton) is the source of this 1072-nucleotide messenger RNA. RefSeq names its product transcription factor MYB10. Lineage: Eukaryota; Viridiplantae; Streptophyta; Magnoliopsida; Malvales; Malvaceae. Bases 135 to 923 code for a protein of 262 amino acids. The transcript has 3 exons. The record is from RefSeq and is a predicted model, not a curated record.